UGCUACUGCUUGAACAACAGAUUUAUUUCACCCCACAGGCGUUCCGUGUCUGCCUAUAACCAAAGAUCAUAGAACGUCAGUAAGUCUGGUUACAUUUUAUCUCCUGUAGGACCUGCUGAGUGUUUCAUACUCCCGGCUUAGUGAUUACAAUGGGAUUCCUGAAGCCAACGGUCACUUUGUGCUGUGUGUUGCUGAGUGUCAUCGUUACAGAAAAAACGGACAAGCAACCCUUGGUGACCACCAAAUAUGGGAAACUACUUGGGAGAAAGGUGAAGGUAUUGGAGACAGACAGACCAGUAGACACUUUUAUGGGAAUCCCUUUUGCAAAGCCGCCAGUUGGUGAAUUAAGAUUUGCUAAUCCUCAGCCCCCAGAACCAUGGAACUCUAUCAGGGAUGCAACUAAAGACCCACCCAUGUGUUUACAAAACCAGAAAUUAAUGGAAGAGGUAAAGAAGCAUUUCAAGAUUGAGACUCCGUCGCCCCCAUUUUCUGAGGAUUGCCUCUAUAUUAACAUUUUCACUCCAGGAGACCGAGAGAAGAAUUCUAAACUACCAGUUAUGAUGUUUAUACAUGGUGGAGGAUUACAAGUUGGAGGAGCCAUAUUUUUUGACGGCGCUGCAUUGAGUGCUUACGAAAAUGUUGUGACUGUGUCAAUCCAGUACAGACUGGCAAUCUUGGGAUUCACAAGUACUGGGGACAAGAGAUUAUCGGGCAACUAUGGGUUUAUGGAUCAAGUUGCAGCUCUUCAGUGGAUCCAGGAAAACAUUAAAGAUUUUGGAGGAGAUCCAGAGUCUGUCACUGUUUUUGGAGAAUCUGCAGGUGGUUUGAGUACCUCUGCUUUGGUGUUAUCUCCCUUAGCCAAAGGCUUAUUCCACAGGGCUAUUGCGGAGAGUGGAACUGCCAUAGUUCGUACCCUCAUGAUCACUGACCCCAAAGAAAUGAUUUCUAGAAUAAAUUACGUUGCCAAUAAAUCCGGCUGUGAUCCUGAUAAAUUGGCGGAUUGCGUGAAAAAGAAAACUGAAAAAGAAAUCCUUUUGAUUUCGGAUUCCAUGGGACUUUUAGAUGUACCUGGAUGUGUAGAUGGGGUGUUUCUACCCAAACCUCCAGAAGAGAUUAUGGCGAAUAAACAGAGCAACAAUGUUCCCUUUAUUAUUGGCAUUAAUAACCAAGAGUUUGGCUGGCUAUUAUUUCAGGUCAUGAAUGUUGAUGGUUUUCAAGAUGGAAUGGAUAAACAAACAGUCCAGUCACUGCUGAAAAUCGUUGACUUUUUGCAUUUGACAGAAAAAUCCAUCCCUUUGGUAAUGGAGGAAUAUUUUGGGGACACAAGCGAUCCUUUUGAAAUCCGAGACCGAUUCUUGGAUUUGUGCGGUGAUAUCAUAUUUGUUAUACCAGCUCUGAAGACAGCGAAAUAUCACAGAGAUUCUGGAUUUCCGGUUUAUUUCUAUGAAUUCCAGCAUCCAUUAGCCGUUGCGAAGAAUACAAGGCCAGACUACGUUAAAUCAGAUCAUGGGGACGAAAUUUACUACGUUAUGGGAGCCCCAUUCCUUCAUGCUGAUGCCUCUUCCAAAGAUGGUAGAACAGAGAAAGAAAGACAUUUCAGCAAAACAAUGAUGAAAUAUUGGGCCAACUUUGCUCGAAAUGGAGAUCCCAACGGACCAGGUCUCGUAAAAUGGCCAAGAUAUCAAGAAAAUGAAGCUUACAUGCAACUUGACUUGGAACAGAAACCCUCAGAAAAGUAUAAAGCAGACAAGUUUGUUUUCUGGACUAAAACUCUUCCAGAGGCCAUUCAAAAGAUGUCAGAGGAACAUAGAGAAGAUCACAGAGAACUGUAGAUUUGUAUAUAUCAUCAUAGUUAUCACGUUUCUUCAUAAGAAGUAACAAAAAAUUUUAAAACAAUCACUGCUAAGUAGCUCAAGAUAUCUAAAGCUUGUGUUCAUCUCCACCUUGGGUUAGUCCUCAAGGAUCUGUGAUUUAGCAAUCUGCCAGCCAGGAACACUGACAAAAUCUGGGCCAAUUCUAUCUAAUUUCUGCAAAAUACAUUUUCUUUCAAGCCGCUGUAAGAUGACUAUUCACCAGAAACCAAGCAAACUCUCAACUAAUGGUCUGAUGUCACCUUGCAUCAAUACAACUGGUUUCAAGUUUAUUUUUUUAUUGUUUUAUUUUAAGGGUUAUUCCUUGCCCAAAUACAAUAAAUAAAUAUCACAGUUUACUACACAUACCCCCAAAUGAACACAUGCUAUUUAGUUUUCUAGUUAUUCUGUGGGACAUUUGUUUGUUCGGUACAACAAGGAUAAAUGCUUGCAUAUCAUAACCCAUGUUAAAAUAGGCCUUUGAUAUACUCCUCUUGCUUUAAGCUCGUAAUACUGUCCCCUCCAACCUCUCCACCUUAUACGAACACC
Pelobates fuscus (common spadefoot toad) is the source of this 2399-nucleotide messenger RNA. Its product is annotated as fatty acyl-CoA hydrolase precursor, medium chain-like. NCBI's taxonomy places the organism in Eukaryota, Metazoa, Chordata, Amphibia, Anura, Pelobatidae. The coding region runs from base 150 to 1832 and encodes 560 amino acids. The transcript has 13 exons. The record is from RefSeq and is a predicted model, not a curated record.